Molecule: messenger RNA, 1848 nt
Organism: Coffea eugenioides
Lineage: Eukaryota; Viridiplantae; Streptophyta; Magnoliopsida; Gentianales; Rubiaceae
Exons: 1
Coding region: 1-1848 (615 amino acids)
Source: RefSeq, a predicted model, not a curated record
AUGACACUGAGAAAAUUUAUACCCAAGGGGUAUUUAAGUAAUGAUGCUGAUAAUUCCACCUCUUGUAAUGUCGUCAAAGCUGAAAAUCCUCAAGUCACACAAAUUGGCACGAAAUUUGAGAAAAAACUCAAAAUCGAUGAUAAACCACCAGUGAAUUGUGCAACGACCAUCAUUUUUUAUGAUGACGAUUUAACUGUUGAGUUCAAAACUCACAAUCGACCUUUGUUUGUUAGCGCGUAUGUCCGAGAACAGAAAAUGAAUCGGAUACUCAUUGAUGGGGGAUCUGCUGUCAAUAUUAUGUCCGUACGUGCUAUGAAAGAAUUAGAAAUUUCAAGCGAUGAACUCUCCCAGAACCGCCUAAUGAUCCAAGGAUUUAACCAAGGGGGGCAAAGAGCAAUUGGUCUCAUAAGGCUUGAAUUGUUCAUUGGUGAGUUGUCUUCAAGUGCGUUAUUUCAUAUCAUUGAAGCCAAAACCUCUUAUAACAUGCUCUUGGAAAGGCCCUGGAUUCAUGAGAAUGAAAUUAUAUCGUCUACUCUUCAUCAAUGUUUCAAAUAUUGUCGAGAUGGUAUAGUUAAGAAAGUUACUGCCGAUGACAAACCUUUCACUGAGGCCGAGACUCACUUUGCCGACGCCAAAUUUUACCUUCAGAAAGAAGCAAAAAGAAAAGAAUCAGUGAAGGAAGAAAGUCAAGAUUUCAAAGUACCCAAUUUGCGAUAUAUUCCAAGAUCAAGGAGAGAAGAAGGUCAGUCUUCUUUUAUCAGAAAUGAUACAUUAAAUAUUCCGCUCACCAAGAUAGAGCCUGUUAAAAAUGAGAAAGCGAGCUUGCAAGGAUUUGUUCGUCCCAAAGAAGAACCGGCAGUAGAACAUUACUCACUACCAACUAAUCGGACUCAAGAAGGUUUUGAUCCAAACGCAUACAGACUUCUUGCUAAGGCCGGUUAUAACCCAAAUGAGAAGCAUGCAUUGGGCAAACUCCCUCCUGAGGUGACUGGCGAGAAGACUCAUGGAUUAACACCUACGCAGAAAAUAUUGAAAGAAAAAGGAUAUAACGUUGAAAGUUCAUCGAUGGGUCUUGGUUAUCAACCGCCUUCUCCAGUGCGUAUAAUGAUCAAAAGGGCAAGUUGUAACUAUGUGAACGAAGAGAUGGAGGUCACAAGCCGAAAGAGAUCUGUGUUCGAUGGGUUGGGAAAUAAGUCAAAGCGUACUUCUGUGUUUGACAGACUUGGCCCGCAGUCAAAAAAUUUGAAACCGCCCAUCUAUGAAAGAUUAGACAGCAAAAAACAAGAGUACCAAAUUGCCAAAGAAGAAAGUCUUACUCCAAUAAAAAAGAACGGACUAAGAAAGCAAGUCUCCAAUUUCUUCAUGCACUAUGGAAACUUAUUCAAUGUAAGAAUUGAAACCAUUUUUGAAGAACAGGGUCAAGAAAGUAUGGCUUCCUGUCACCAUAUUAUGAUCAGUGAUCCCGAAGAAGAAGAAGAAGAUGCGGAUGACGCUCCCCCUGAACUUGAACAAGGGGUAAAAAAUACAGUCGAUGCCCUAAAAGAGAUUAACCUUGGCACAAGCGACGAUCCUCGCCCAAUUUACGUAAGCUCUUGUAUGACUCCUGAAGAAGAGAAAGAAUAUGUUGAUUUGCUGCUCGAGUUCAGGGACGUCUUUGCCUGGAAUUACUCAGAAAUGUCUGGUUUGGAUCCAAGGAUCGCCGUUCAUAAUUUGUCUGUCAAGCGAGGAACAAAACCUGUCAAGCAAGCUCAAAGGCGCUUUCGGCCCAAAUUGAUUCCUCUGAUAGAAAAAGAGAUAAAUAGAUUGAUUGAAACUGGAUUCAUACAGAAAGUGAAAUAUCCAACAUGA